Molecule: messenger RNA, 1692 nt
Organism: Guillardia theta CCMP2712
Lineage: Eukaryota; Cryptophyceae; Pyrenomonadales; Geminigeraceae
Exons: 9
Coding region: 1-1692 (563 amino acids)
Molecular function (GO): protein binding
Source: RefSeq, a predicted model, not a curated record
AUGAAGGACGUGAGGAGCUUGCUGCUCGUGACACUGGUACUCCAUUCUGCAGAGAUCCUGUCAGCGGGGACCUAUGAUACGCUACAUCACAGCCUUGUCCUAGAGAUGCUGAUCAACGAUGCUUCAAAGGGCUCGGAGCUGGCAGCAAGGGCUAUGGAGUGGUCAGCUUCGGUGACUUUGGAUGGACAUAACAUGCAGCAUGUGGUGGAGGAGUCGACUGUGCGACGAGAGUUUGCAGUGAGACGGAUGUACCGCGAUGUUUUCUUCCAGUGCGCGAUCUCCAACGUCAAGGUCGUCGUCAACGAAGCUGCAGUUCCUCAUACGCAAGAAGUCUUGAGCAGCAACGACAACCCUGGGCUGUCCGUUUGCAGGCUGGCCAUCGAUGCUUGGCCUGAAGACGUAGUAGCGAUCAGGGAUUUGAACAUCAAGAUCUCAUACACCUUGGAAUUCGGCGUGCACGGCAUGAAAGACGGAACCUUCAUGUCGGCCAUCGCGCUGCCCUCCUGCUCCUUCUCGUACUGCCCCACCUACACUUCAGUCAAGGUCGUGUUCCUGGUCCCUGGUCUUGUCAAGGCCGAUUGUUACGCAGCGAAACCUGCUGGACAGCUCCUUCCUGCUGAUGCCUCCGGCAUCCCAACGACCGUAGAGACUCUGGCGGACCAGUCGGGUCAAGUGACGGUGACUCAAUCGCUUGCCAUGGAGCCAGCGACUCCUCCCAGCCCUGUUUCUCCAUGGCAGACUCCGCCCCCCCUAUGGAUCGCCUUGGUCGGCCAAUCCAGCACAGUGAAAGGAUCGACGACCUGGUGCUUCAACCCCGGAUCAGGUCUCAUCGCCAUUGCCGACGGUCACGAUGGCAGAAAUGCGGGUGGUGGUGGGGGGGGGCAGAGUGGAUCUUCGGGGCCUCAGCAGAGCACGCAGUCAGGCCCAGGAGGGAACGCACAGACGUCCUCCAGUCCCUCCGGCACCUCCGGCACAGAUUGCUCGCCAUGUCCUACUGGCCAGUACGCCUUGCAGACGUGCUCGCAGCUGGUCAGCAGGAUAUGUACUGCUUGCGCUUCGUGCAACCCAGGGAUGUACAGAAGGGGAUGCGGAGGAAGUGAAGCGGGGGAAUGCGUCCCUUGCCCGAGCGGUUCAUUUGCUUCUAACUCGGCCUACCGCACAGAGUGUUCUCCAUGCAGGGCGUGUGGGAGGGAGGAGUAUGCCAGAGGCGAGUGCACAACCACCACGGACAGCGUCUGUGCAGCAUGCAGCAGCUUGACGUGCGAGGCGAGGAAGGUGAGGCGAGGAUGCGGACUAGGGGAGCAAGGGGAGUGCGAGACGGACUGGGACGCUGUGUUCAACGCGUUUGUCAACUCCACCAUUGCAAGUGGGAGGGAUGCGCAGAGGGCGCUGGGGGCGAUACCAGGAGAUAACAGCAGGAGGAGCAAUUUCUGGAGGGAGUUCGUGGCUGCUAUCAACUCAUGGCUGCUCCCUAUGCUGCUCUUCAUCUGUUUCUUUCUCCUGAUCUGCUCGAUCUACUUCUGCUGCUUCGCGCCCGCGAGGAGGAUAUCGUCAAGAACUUCUCCUCCCUACUCCAAGUACGGCACUACUGCUUCCUUCCGGCUGCCGCUGUCAGGAUACAAGGAGGAGACGGCCGUCUCCGUCACUGUCCUUGACCAAGUGCCUCUCUCUGCCCAUGAAGGAGCUCUGUGA